Mycena citricolor is the source of this 3304-nucleotide messenger RNA. Lineage: Eukaryota; Fungi; Basidiomycota; Agaricomycetes; Agaricales; Mycenaceae. The record is from the annotation of a GenBank genome assembly.
AUGCCGGCGCAGAACCAAAACCAAAAUCCGUCGAACUUGGGCGAGCGCGCUGACGCAGCCACGACGUCUCUCCGCGCCAUCCUGCGUACGCUGGAGAUCGUCGCGCAGCGCUUCAAGACACCGUUCCUGGACCCGAUCGUCAGUAGCAGCCUGGUUAUCCUUGAUAUCGUCGCAGUGGGUGCUCAUGCAUUUCCCCGAAUCCACACUCGAUUGAAUAUCGAUCGACAGCAAAGCUCGCAGAAUACAGCAGAUUCUAUCCGUUUGCUGGAGCAGGUCUCGGAACUGCUGUACAUAAUCGCGAGUCUGCAUGUAGCCCCCGCAGCGGACUCGGAUCCGGACACAGAUCCUCGCCCCGUGGACAUUCCACUCCCCCUGCUGGAUGCAAUGGCUCAAUUCACAGAGACUCUCACCAAGAUCAAGACGUUUCUCGAAGCACAGCAACAAGGGAGCCGGAUCCGCAAAUUCUUCCGGCAAGCAGAGAUGACGAGGCUGCUUCGGGCCUGUCAAGUAGGAUUGCAGCAAGCGUUGGACGAGUUCAAGAUGAAAAGUGCCCGGAUCCAGGACACCAUCCAUGAUCUGGAGACCAAUUCGGGUCGGAUGCACGAGGAAAUUAUGGAGCUGAUUGCCAGGAUGGUCGCGGACGAUACGGGUUCUACAUUCAGCGAUCGAAAGUCGAGCUACUUAAGCAGCUGUAAUUCCUUGACAUUGCUUCCUUCCGAGCCGAAAAUCUUCCACGGACGCGAGCAGGAGCUCGAGUCCAUCAUUUCCGCCUUCUCUCCUGACGGAUCCAGAGGCGGACCGAGAAUCGCCAUCCUGGGAAUGGGUGGAAUGGGUAAAACGACACUGGCGCGCGCCGUUCUGCACCACCCCACCAUCACCAACAUGUAUCCCGUGCAUAACCGCUUUUUCGUGAGCUGCGAGAUCGCGUCCACGGCCGUGGACGUCAUCGCCACAGUGGCUGAGCAUUUGGACCUCAAACUUGGAGGCAGGAAUCACGCCAAGAGCGUUGUGAAGUGGUUUGUUGAUCAUCCCGCUGCGCUGUUGAUCUUGGACAAUUUCGAGACGUGCUGGGAAAACGAAUCAGCAAGAGAUGAGAUCGAAGAGUUUCUCUCCCUUCUGUCGGAAGUGCAGCACCUCUCGAUUGUGAUCACGAUGCGCGGGGCUGAACGGCCCGGAAAGGUCCGCUGGACGCGACCCUUUCUUCCAUCGCUUGCGCCGCUCAGCCGUGAUGCGGCGCGCAAUAUUUUCGUCGACAUCACCGAUGGUGUGCAUUCCGUGGAGGAGAUGGACUCGGUACUGGACCUGACGGACAACAUGCCGCUCGCCAUCGACCUGAUCGCCCAUCUCGUCGUGUCUGACGGCUGUGACACGGUGUUGGCCCGGUGGAAAGAUCAGAACACGGCUGUCCUAUCGGAAGGGCACGAUCGGAGAUCGAACCUGGACAGCUCCAUUGCCUUGUCGCUUUCCAGUCCACGCUUGGCUGCUCUUCCUGGCGCAAGAUCUUUGCUCAGCAUCCUUGCGCUGCUCCCGGAUGGUCUGACGGACGCACAGUUGGUGCAGAUGAACGUCCCAAUUCCUGAUAUCCUCCGUUGCAAAUCAGCGCUGCUAAGAACGUCUUUAGCAUAUUUGACUCCAGCACACCGGCUGAAAGUGCUUGUCCCGAUUCGCGAAUACGCGCUCAAAGUGCACCCCCUGACCGAAGAGAUGAUGCAUCCUAUCUCCAGCUACUUCUUCUCCUUGGUGCGCCUCUUCCGGAGCUCCUCUGGUAGAGCAGGGAAUCCCGGCCUAGUGAGCUUGCUAGCUGCAAACUCCUCCAACGUUGCGAGCGUCCUCGAUUCGACUCUCCUCACUGGUCAUAGGGAUUUGGCCCCGGCGAUCUUGUGUGCCAUCUCGUUUGACUCCUUCCUGCGCGUCGUCCUGUGUCGUGGGCGCUGUCCAGCGAUCCGACGCGUCCCGGAUCUUCUCAUAGAACUAGAAAACGAACACGAGCUUCAUGUUAGAUAUGCGACGAAUGAUCUCCUCUCGCUGUACGGCGGCAACGUGCGGGACCUUCGCGCGCGCGUUGAACAAAAUGACGUCCAUCUCAUGUCCGUUCACGAUCCCUCCAUCAAAUGUCAGUUCUACGAUGCGGCAGGAUCACUCUGUCGAAUCCUAGGCCAAGACAUGCCUUAUUCGAUUCGUCUGCACCGCACGGCUCUCGAGAUUGCCGUGUCUCAUGAGCUCCUCGAGGCUCAGUCGGACUCCCUCAACUUUCUCGGCCAAACGUAUCUCCAAAUGGGCAAUCCCACUGAAGGUCGAGUUUGUGUAGCCCAAGCAUUUGCAGCCGCUGUCAAAUGUGGCGUGGUCUAUUCCCAAGCCGUCUCGUUGCAUAUUGAUGCACGAUGUAGUCAAGAGCUGGGCGAGUUCGUCAAGACUCUGGAGUUGUGUUCCCGCGCAUCUGAGUUACUCGCUCUCUGCGACAUGUCCGAAUGCGGGCUCUCCCUGGGGAUCGCCGCCGCCCGCGCGCAAGUCCAUCUUUCCAAGACGGAGUACACCGAGGCCCGCGCGAUCCAAGUGAAGUCUCGCUUCCGGGCCCAGAACGACGAGGAUCCGUACCAACACGCCCACGCGCUGAUGAACCUCGCGGAAAUCGACAUCGCGCUGGGCGCGGACGCGAGCUCCGUCGAGAGCAUGCUGGACGACGCGAAGAAGCUGUUCGGCAGUAUCCACUUUGACCUCGCGGUCACCGUGUGCGACAUGAUCCUCACCGACCUCUGGCUGCGGGACGCUCCCGCCGAAUACCCGUCGCGCGCGGGUCCGAUCCUACUCCGCUUAGUCGCUGAGCUGCGUGGGCGACACAAUGCGGUGGAGAUUGAGUUACUGCGCAGACUGGCUGAUGGGGCGAACUGGAGCUCGUACGAUCUCCACUGUACGGUCACGUAUCUCGCCCUUGCCGCCACUUCACGAGACCGACUGGCGCUACACCAGGCGCUGAUGUUCUUGGGCGAUGUGAUGAUCCAUGAGCACAGCGACUGGGAGACUGCCGGUGCGCUCUUCCGCGUUGCACUGGAUGGUUUCAGCGCCAUGGAUGUCCACCGUGCCAAGGGCGAGUGCUUGCUCCGCAUGAGCGAGAUCGCAGAGAAAAAAGAAAAGCUCUGGAGAGUCGCGCGCGAGUGUUUCGAGCGAGCAAAACAGGAUAAAAUGGUGCAACAUUUGGACUCGAAAUUAGCUGAUUCAUAGGUCCACUCUCUGAGCAAGACUUUGCUGUCCCGUCGCCGGCGAGAAAUUUACGACCCGUCAACGUUGUGAAUGUGGUUAAUUGGGG